Papaver somniferum (opium poppy) is the source of this 777-nucleotide messenger RNA. RefSeq lists its product as uncharacterized. NCBI's taxonomy places the organism in Eukaryota, Viridiplantae, Streptophyta, Magnoliopsida, Ranunculales, Papaveraceae. The record is from RefSeq and is a predicted model, not a curated record. The transcript is spliced from 3 exons. The coding region runs from base 1 to 777 and encodes 258 amino acids.
AUGAUUAAUGAACUCAACUUUAAGAGGAGAGGAGGAAAUGUUGGACUUAAACUGGAUAUAACUCAAGAUUAUGAUUCAUUGAGUUGGGAUUACUUGUUUGAGGUACUUAGAAGAUUUGGAUUAUCUGAAAUUGGCAUUAGUUGGCUCAGGAUUUUUUUUGAAUCUGCAAUGAUAUCUGUACUUGUUAAUGGUGGUCCAUGUGGUUUUUUUGGUGUUGGAAGGGGUCUCAGACAAGGUGAUACAUUAUCACCCAUCUUAUUCAUUCUUGCAGAGGAAUUUCUUAGCAAAAACUUAUCAAAAAUGGUGCAGGAAGGAAGAGUCCAAGCAAUGGUGACUAGAGUGAAUAAGAACAAAAGUAAAUGUUUUGUUGGUGGAGUUUCAAAUACAAUAAGAAUUGAUAUAGUUGAAUACCUGCAAAUGGGACUAUCAGAGUUGCCUGAUACCAUUCCCAUAUAUAAUAUGGCAGUCUAUAAGUGGCCCGAAACUGUUAUAAAGGAAUGUGAGAAAAUUAUCAGGAAUUCCCUAUGGUCUGGUGAUCCUGCUGUUAAAACAUUAGUUACUGUAAAAUGGGAUGAAGUUAAUGCUCCAUUAAUUGAAGGUGGUUUGGGUGUAAGGAGAUUGGAGGUAAUGAAUAAAGCCUUGUUAAUGAAACUCUUGUGGAAAAUUGAAACAGAGGAGGUGGAAUGGACUCAGUUCAUGAGAGCAAAGUACAAGAAUAAGAAUAAUGAAUGGAUAUCAUCUUACAAACAAUCCUCAAUUUGGCCAGGAAUUAAAUGA